Molecule: messenger RNA, 1718 nt
Organism: Triticum aestivum (bread wheat)
Lineage: Eukaryota; Viridiplantae; Streptophyta; Magnoliopsida; Poales; Poaceae
Product: putative FBD-associated F-box protein At5g50270
Exons: 3
Coding region: 74-1576 (500 amino acids)
Molecular function (GO): protein binding
Source: RefSeq, a predicted model, not a curated record
UAAACCCUAAUAGAUAACCGUUGGUAUAACCCCAUCGCACGCCACCACGCUUCUGCGCACGUCGAUCGAUGCUAUGAUGGGAAAGAAACCAAGGCCGUCGGCAUGCGACGGCGGCCAGGGCGUAGACUUGAUCAGCGACCUCGGCGACGACCUGCUCCUCCGCAUCAUCAGCCUCCUGCCCGACGCACUAGACCUGGCUGGAUUGGCCACACUAUCGAGGCGGUGGCGCGACCUCUCCACGCGCUCCCCGACUCUACACCUCCAUCCCGUGUACCGCACCGGCAAGGACGAGGACGACGAGACCCUAAAGCGGUUCAACGCCUCCGCACAGCGGUUCAACGACUUCAUCGAUGCGGUCCUCCAGCGGCGCGUCUGCAGCGUCGACACGCUGCACAUGGACGUCCUUCGCUGGCCCGGCGGAGCGCGCGUGAACCUCUGGCUCCGCCGGGCGAUGGAGCUGGUGGUGAAAUCCCUGCACCUUUCCAUCUCGCUGCCGCUGUGGAGCGACCAGAUCCCCAAGGACUGCAAGGUGCGGCUGCCUCGCUGCACGAGGGCGGCGGAGAUGCUGCUCGACCUAGACUACGCCAUCCUCAGGCUCCCGGCCGUGGUAGAGUUCAACGCGCUGACUGACCUGUCCCUCCGUGUCAUAUCACUCUCGCGAGGAGACGGCCGCCGCCUCGGCCGCCUCCUGUCGUCGACGUGCUGCCCGAGGCUGCAGAAGCUGGAACUCUUUUACGUGUGCGGGCUGCGGGAGCUGCAGCUCGACGCGAGAGCGCUAGAGACCCUGACGCUGUACGAGCUCGCCGACCUGAGGCGGCUGGACCUGGACACGCCGCGGCUUUCUUCCUUGGAGGUCGGUAGCUCGGUGCUGCGCCGCGAUCCCUCCAACUUCACCAUCCGGGCGCCGGCGCUGGAGCAGCUUCAGUGCUCCCUCAUGCCCUAUCCACGAGAGAUCGAGAUUCAGUAUAGGUUCAACAUCCAACUGCUGCAAAGUUGCACCUCCGUCCGUCGCCACAUCGUCGAGCUCCAUGUUCCACAGGAUAUGGACCUAAAUGAAGGAGACAAUGUAAUGGUAGAAAUACCACCAGUCCCUCAUGUCACAAAUCUGAAACUGGAUUUCCGGCCACGGAACAACCAUAUUUUUGGAGCAUGUGUAUCUAGCAUCCUUGCGCGAUACAGCAAUCUUCAACACCUCAGCCUAGGCAUCAGCAAAUUUUACCUUGAUCGGUGUGGGGAGGGGUGCUGCAUAUGCGGACGUGUAGGGAGCUGGAAGGAGGACAAGAUCUCACUAGAUCAUCUUCACGAGGUGGAGUUCAGUGGCUUCUCUGGACAGGAGUGCCAUGACAUGGCACACUUGUUAAUCCUGAAUUCACAAGCGCUCCAGAGAAUGACUGUGAUUGUUGAGGCAUCUAGAGAGAUCUCAUGUGACGAUAGUUUAGAUGAUGAAAGCCCACCGCAGCAGAGAACGACCAUGGAUACAUCGAUGUUGACGCUUCCACGCCCUAGAGGGAAGUGGAGCUCACGCGCUCCGGCUAAUGAGGCAACAUUAGAGUAUGAGUGGACGCCAGAGCCAUGAACAUUCCUUUAAAGCAAAGCUAAACAUUUUGACAUCUCAUGGUUUGCUAUCAGUUUUGAUCAUUGGUGACUGGGAGCCUUAAUGUUCCUUGAUUUAGAAAAAUAAAGAACUUUGGAAAAUUUAAGCCAUUAUAUGUUUUGAA